Messenger RNA from Scheffersomyces amazonensis, 1050 nucleotides. RefSeq names its product sterol transporter. Gene Ontology annotation, molecular function: sterol binding. Gene Ontology annotation, biological process: intracellular sterol transport. The transcript has a single exon. The record is from RefSeq and is a predicted model, not a curated record. Bases 141 to 734 code for a protein of 197 amino acids. NCBI's taxonomy places the organism in Eukaryota, Fungi, Ascomycota, Pichiomycetes, Serinales, Debaryomycetaceae.
CCCAUGCCUCCACUUUCUUUAUCAGUCAAUUUGCGGCGUCAUUCCGAGAUGACAAUCCACACCCACCAGUAGCAAAAGAGCCAGUGAAUUAGUUCAAUAGCUUUUUAUAUAGUUACUUAUAUACAUACAUAGAGUCCAGCAUGGUAGCCAUCAAAAGUGUCGUUGCAUUAGCCUUAGCCAGUUGUGUGAGUGUUCAGGGAUUGAGUCUCAUUCCAUCUGUCAAACCCCUUUAUCAGCAAGCAUUAUCAGUAUUCAAUUUAGAAUCUGAUAACGUUGAUAUUGAAAUUCCUCAAAUAGUAAUUGGCAAACUUCCUGAUGUGGAUGAGAAACCAGUUCCUGGAGAUUCACCUAUUGUUCAAUGUGAUGCAUCACAACCUCAAAUCUUAAGUUUACAAAAGGUUAUUAUUGAUCCUAAUCCACCAACUAGAGGUCAAAAUUUAACCUUUGUAGCUACAGGAUUCCUUGAAAAAGAUAUUGAAGAAGGAGCUUAUGUUGAAGUAGAUGUCAGAUAUGGAUUCAUAAAGUUAAUUCAUCAAACUUUUGAUCUUUGUGAAGAGAUUACUAAAGUUGAUCUUGAAUGUCCAAUUGCUAAGGGUCCUCAAGUAAUUAGUAAAGAUGUGGCUAUUCCUAAUGAAGUUCCACCUGGUAAAUAUAUUGUUAAUGCUAGAGCUUACACUAAAGAUGAUGAAUUUAUUACUUGUUUAUCCGCUACUAUUGAAUUUCCUCCUAUCUAAACUUGCGGGGUCAGUGACUAGUGAAUACGCGUAAUAGUUCGUGUUUCAUUAAAUUUGUUUGCAUCCCUUAAACCUUAUUUGUUCGGCAAUUGCCUUAGUUAGAGUAUGUACUGAUAAUUCUUAAUACAUAAUUGAUUAUACAUAUGAUAAGUAUACAUAGUAUGCUUACAUUAGUUAGAGUAGUGAUUGUAAUUAUAGUAGAAAUGAUGAUUAUAGUGUUAUAGUAAUAAGGGUAAUUUACAAUAGUUUACAAUAUUUACAGUAGUGUAGUUUUAGUAGUGUAGUUCAGUAAAUUCAGCAUCACCAUUUAGUGUUU